AUGGUGUGUUUGCUGCGAUGGGCUCUCUGCGGGGGAUUCGUUAUAUCCCUUGUAGACGCAAUCUUUGCAGCCCGCCCUCAGGCCAUCGGCAUUGAUAUUGGGCCCGAUAUGAUAACUGUCGCACAUGCGUCUAGCAGUGAUAAUGUGACGUUGCCAGCCUGUAUCAUACCUGAGCUGGGCGAUCCCUUCAGCAGCUAUCUAUUACGGCUGCGACUAGAAUCAUGGAGCGACGACACGCACGCCCUAUAUGGCCGGAAGAACGAAGGGACCUCCGGCAUUUCCAAUGCUGUGGCAAAGCUGUUUGCAAGGCUCGUAUCGCCCUUGACCUAUUGUAGCCAUGACACAGCGAAUCUGUCUUGGGUACGGCAGUGCGUCUGCAGUGCUUGGCACGACAUCACAGCUCGGCUUCGCAGCUCCAAGAGGUCGGAACUAGUGAAUUUCACGCUGAAUUAUGUGAAGGAUGCGUUUGUCGAUAUCCUCACGCGGUUGCAGGAAGAGGCACGCACCAAGCACAACAUUGAUAUGCAAUCGGCGGUCAUCGCCCUCCCGGACUUUUUCAACCAAACCCUGGUGGAUUUGUUCCUCGAGGCGAGCCGGAAGGUUGGCAUCACGUCUUUGGUGGAGCCCAUGAGCCGGACGGCCUCUCAAUGCGAGUCCCCGGCAAUGGCCCGAAAUGGGCACUUCCCCAUGGACCCCUGGGGAAGUGCCGGUCUCGAUCGGGAUAUAACCCGCUCGGCCAUUGAACGAUCGAAAAUCCUACAGACUUGGCUUUCGUUCGGUGGAUCCAAGGCCGCUUUGCAGGGAGAAGUCCGGAAGGCGCGUGUGCUGAUACGAGAUAAUAUUGAUCGCGAAGUGCUGGCCUCAGCAGGGGGGGCCGAGGACCACCAGGACCAUCACCAUAACGAGUACCCUCUGCAUCUGAAGGACCCCGACACCACCGCUGUGCUAUCAUGGGUUGAUGUCGAAGCAGCAGAGAUGAAAUAUAUUCAAAGCAUUGCGCGGACUGUUCAUAACUAUCUCAUUGCUGCGAACAAUCCUACCGGAGAUAUUCGGGAUGACAUGAUCGCUACCAAAAUUGAUAAAGCGUUUAUCUUGACGAGUGGGUUUGACGAAUCAUUAAUCAAGCAGAGCCUUGAAUCUGUUCUUAGUGAUGUUGAGAUCAUAGGAGGACGGCUACGAGACUGCUAUCUGGCGGCCGAGGGCGCUGCUCAAGUUGGUUUAUUAUACCAGCAGGCAUGGGACCAGAGACAGCGGCUAUUAUUGGAAAAAGACGAAUUAUAG
Penicillium cosmopolitanum is the source of this 1281-nucleotide messenger RNA. RefSeq lists its product as uncharacterized. The record is from RefSeq and is a predicted model, not a curated record. The transcript is spliced from 4 exons. Lineage: Eukaryota; Fungi; Ascomycota; Eurotiomycetes; Eurotiales; Aspergillaceae. Bases 1 to 1281 code for a protein of 426 amino acids.